GUCGGGCGGCCCUCAGCCUCCGGGCCUCUGGGAGUCGGCGGCUCUUCGGCUUCCCACGCCAAGCUAGGCGGGGUGCUGAGGCGGCUGGGGGUGCACCCGUGUCCUUGCCCUGGGACCUCUGCAAGGGACACUCGGUUGGUGAGCAGCGGGCGUGAGUUGUCACACCGAUCUCCCCGCCGCUCCUGGCCUUGCGAUCCUGAGCACGCGCCCUGUGGAGUGCGGGUACCCUGCCUCAGCGCUUUGGAGAUGCGUGUCCCUGAGGGCUCAGUGAACUCUUUUGGAUGGUUACUAAACUAGCGAUCUGCCUGCGGAAACAGGCGUCCAUCCGGUAGAGUGCGUGUUAGCUGCCGUGAGAGUUCUUGUACAGAAAAGUCACUUAACUGGCUGGUGAGGUCGCCCUGCGUUUAUUCAUCCUCCUAAAGAUGCAUCCUGACUUGUCUCCACACUUGCACACUGAGGAAUGCAACGUCUUGAUUAACUUGCUUAAGGAAUGUCACAAAAAUCACAACAUUCUGAAAUUUUUUGGUCAUUGCAAUGAUCUUGACCGGGAAAUGAGAAAGUGCUUGAAGAAUGAGGAUCUCAUAGAACCCAUACUGCCUUGGCCUCCUGCACCUACAAAUUUGGUUGAAGAGCCCCUGACAAGAGGAGUUCAAAAUUUGAAAAUCUUCAUAUUUUUCUUCUUGGGAAUAGGUAUACAGAAAGGAGGACCAGGAGCAGGGAGCAUGGUAUUGCAAUGCGAAAGAGGCUUUCUGAUCUUCCAGAGGAAGCUGGAAGAUAGGUUUACAGCCUUGACUGGGAGACCUGAAGACAGUUGGUAGCUGGAAAAAUCGCUUCGUUUUUAGUCUCUACAGCCCUUUGAAUGAAAAGUGACCCAUGAAGAGCUGAACUAUGGAGGAACAUGAGAAUGUGGAUUCUCAGUACUUGUUGAACAAAAGCCUUCAGUGCCGUGGGCUGUGCCUGCAGGACAGUUUCAGCUGCUACUGCCCUGAGUCUCCAUCCACCGGGUACUGACUCACCUCCCCAAUAAAGUAAUCGGACAGUG
This is a messenger RNA of Mesocricetus auratus (golden hamster), 1042 nucleotides long. It is a transcript of the gene Cmc2, whose product is annotated as C-X9-C motif containing 2. The transcript has 6 exons. Bases 423 to 818 code for a protein of 131 amino acids. Gene Ontology annotation, cellular component: mitochondrion. The record is from RefSeq and is a predicted model, not a curated record. Lineage: Eukaryota; Metazoa; Chordata; Mammalia; Rodentia; Cricetidae.